AUGCCUAUCAGAACCGAACACAACAACCAAGCCAUCUACUUCCGCAGUCUCCACGAUCCCAAGAACCCACUUAUCCUAACCAACGUCUACGACGCAGCAACGGCCUCUCUCAUUGCCAAUCAUCCCUCCACAAAAGCCAUUGCAACAGGCAGCUAUGCAAUUGCCACAUCCCAAGGCAUCCCGGACGAUGCCCUAAGCUUUCCUCAAAACCUAGCUGCUAUCCGCUCCAUCGCGUCAGUUCUUAAGCGCAAUGAAGUGCUCUCCCACCAAGAUCAGACAGAUAUAUCUCUCAGAUUUCCUUUAACAGUCGAUAUACAAGACGGCUAUAACGAUGUCGCUCUGACGGUCAAAGAGAUUAUCAAGCUAGGCGUUGUAGGCUGCAACAUUGAAGACCUUGACAGCAACACAGGCCAGCUUCGCCCCCUCUUAGACGCCGUGCAUCGCAUAAAAGUUGCGCUGCAGGCGGCGAAAGAAUCGGGUGUUCCUGAUUUUGUGGUUAAUGCGAGGACGGAUGUCCUUGGAAGCCUGGAUAAGGGGACUAUCGAGGAUGCGAUUGAGAGAGGUAAGGCUUACUUGGACGCUGGUGCUUGCACGGUGUUUGUUUGGGGUGGUGCUGGGGGCAGGGGCGUAUCGAAGGAUGAAGUUGAGAGAUUGGUGAAAGCGUUUGAGGGAAGGCUGAAUGUGAAGCUGGUUUUGAGGGAAGGCUUUCUGACAGUGCGUGAAUUGAAGAAGCUGGGAUUGGCGCGGAUUAGCCUUGGGCCGGAGCUAUAUCGGGCUGCAAUGAAUGCAUUUCAGGAGAAGGCAGAUGCAGUUUUGAGGGAUUGA
This is a messenger RNA of Aspergillus nidulans FGSC A4, 825 nucleotides long. RefSeq names its product isocitrate lyase/PEP mutase family protein. Gene Ontology annotation, molecular function: catalytic activity. Bases 1 to 825 code for a protein of 274 amino acids. NCBI's taxonomy places the organism in Eukaryota, Fungi, Ascomycota, Eurotiomycetes, Eurotiales, Aspergillaceae. The record is from RefSeq and is a predicted model, not a curated record. The transcript has a single exon.